GAACGGGACCGGGAGCGGAACGGGACGGGAGCGGCACCGGCAGCGGCGGCGGCAAUGGCGGGCACCGAGGCUGGCACCCAGGCUGGCACCCAGGCGGGCACGGAGCGUGUGCAGGAGCUGCAGCGGGAGGUGGAGGGAGUCAAAAGCAUCAUGAGCCAGAACGUGGAGAGGAUCCUGGCACGGGGAGAGAACCUGGAGCAGCUCCACAGCAAGAGCCAAGACCUGCAGGCCACGUCGGAGCACUUCAAGACGACGUCGCAGAAGGUCUCUCGGCGCUACUGGUGGCGCAAUGCCAAGCUGCUGGCACUGCUGGGCACCGUGGGUGCCAUCCUCCUCAUCCUCAUCAUCCUGCUGGCCACUGGCGUCAUCUAGCGGCACCGCUGCCCACCCGCGGGCACCCCCAGCCCGGGCACCAUCCCUCCCUGCCGGGGCAUCCCCUGCCCACUCGUGGGCACCCCCAGCCCUGGCAUCAUCCCUCCCUGCCGGGGCAUCCCCUGCCCACUCGUGGGCACCCCCAGCCCGGGCACCAUCCCUCCCUGCCGGGGCAUCCUCUGCCCACUCGUGGGCACCCCCAGCCCUGGCAUCAUCCCUCCCUGCAGGGGCAUCCUCUGCCCACUCGUGGGCACCCCCAGCCCGGGCAUCAUCCCUCCCUGCAGGGGCAUCCUCUGCCCACUCGUGGGCAUCCCCAGCUCGGGCAUCAUCCCUCCCUGCAAGGGCAUCUCUUGCCCACCCGUGGGCACCCCCUGCCCUGGCAUCAUCCCUCCCUGCAGGGGCAUCCCCUGCCCACUCGUGGGCACCCCCUGCCCGGGCAUCAUCCCUCCCUGCAGGGGCAUCCCCUGCCCACCCGUGGGCACCCCCAGCCCGGGCACCAUCCCUCCCUGCAGGGGUAUCUCCUGCCCACUCGUGGGCACCCCCAGCCCUGGCAUCAUCCCUCCCUACAGGGGCAUUUGCCCACUCGUGGGCACCCCCAGCCCGGGCAUCAUCCUUCCCUGCAGGGGCAUUUGCCCACUCGUGGGCACCCCCAGCCCGGGCACCAUCCCUCCCUGCAAGGGCAUCUCUUGCCCACUCGUGGGCACCCCCAGCCCUGGCAUCAUCCCUCCCUGCAGGGGCAUUUGCUCACUCGUGGGCACCCCCUGCCCUGGCAUCAUCCCUCCCUGCAGGGGCAUCCCCUGCCCACCCGCGGGCACCCCCUGGGCAAUACA
Molecule: messenger RNA, 1202 nt
Organism: Pogoniulus pusillus (Red-fronted tinkerbird)
Lineage: Eukaryota; Metazoa; Chordata; Aves; Piciformes; Lybiidae
Gene: VAMP8
Product: vesicle associated membrane protein 8
Exons: 3
Coding region: 55-372 (105 amino acids)
Biological process (GO): mucus secretion; SNARE complex assembly; vesicle fusion
Cellular component (GO): SNARE complex; mucin granule; plasma membrane
Molecular function (GO): SNAP receptor activity; syntaxin binding
Source: RefSeq, a predicted model, not a curated record